AUGAAUUUUGUGGAGAGCCUUACCAAUCGCUGCCUGUUGGGCAUUUACUGGACGAUGGGCUUACUGCCCCUACCGCCGGUAUCCGAGCUAUUGUUGUUGCUGCUCUCUUUGCUUAUACGUUGCAUUUGGUUGUGCUAUUUUCUGGUUAAUAUCUGGAUCGGUUGCGGUUACCUAUGGAUGGAAUCUAAACUGAGCAUUGGUUUUGCUACCGGUACGGCUGUCUUUAUAGGGAACGCACUGCUGAGUUUGCUCAUCCAAGUAGAGAGCAUGUGGAAACAUCACACACACGAACGCCUGGAGAAUUUGAGAUUUCAAUUGAAACUACAGAUGCAGCGUCUUGGAAUGUCUCGCAGUUGUCGUCGUUCAGUGCAUCUCCUCCUGCUGCUGGGCACACAGCUCGCCUGUGAGAUAUUCAAAUCUUUGGUGAAUGCCCAUUCUCAAACCUCUCCAGUGCAUUAUAAAUCAAUGGCACAAAUGUGGCUGUUGCGCACUCGCUACAUCCAACUACUCGGCCAACUCAUUGAGUUGAAUCAACGUACUCUGCAAUUACGUCACUCACUGCUGGGGUUGGCUGCCGGCAAUGAUAUCUGGCAACCCUAUGCAGUUGAGGACUGGAAACAGUUGGAAACACUGUGCAUGAGCUACGAUCGCAUCUACGAGAGCUACGAGGCAUUCAACGAUUGCUACGGCUGGGGCAUACUAGGGCUGCAGUUGACUUGCGGCUUGGAGUUCGUCGCCAAUGCGUACUGGACCAUCACAGAGGUAUAUGCAGAGCAGCGUAUCUAUAUGGUUGUCUACAAUGGCACUACAUGCCUUGCCAUGGGCACACUUAUCAUAGCACUCUUCUGGUACGGCGAUGCGAGUGACAAAAAUAGUCGCCAGAUUGGCUGUCUGAUUCCUAAGCUGGUCAAACCUCUGGGCAGCAAGCGCUACAAUGAUUUGGUCAGCGAAUUUCUCCUGCAGGCUCUGCAUCAACGCUUUGUGGUGAAUGCCAAGCACUUUUUUAGCCUCAAUUUGCAACUCUUGAGUAGUAUGUUUGCCGCUGUGCUCACCUACCUGGUCAUACUUAUACAGUUUAAGUUUUCUGAGAAAAGCUCGCAGAUUGCAGACAUGCCGGCGAAUACACAGAUUCAAGAGAUCUAA
Drosophila grimshawi is the source of this 1143-nucleotide messenger RNA. RefSeq names its product gustatory receptor 23a (gene Gr23a). Lineage: Eukaryota; Metazoa; Arthropoda; Insecta; Diptera; Drosophilidae. The record is from RefSeq and is a predicted model, not a curated record. Gene Ontology annotation, biological process: sensory perception of taste. The transcript has 3 exons. Gene Ontology annotation, cellular component: membrane; dendrite; axon. The coding region runs from base 1 to 1143 and encodes 380 amino acids.